CGAGCUAGCUACCGAUAAGAGAGCUGAGGAGAAAACGGGACGCGGGCGAUAGUCGACAGGAGGCGAAUAUCAAAAAGAAAGAGUGGAGAGAGAGAAGCUAAGCGAGGAGUCUUUGAGGCCAAUGUCAAAGGGGGAGCCGUCUCGAGACUGAUAUUACGAAGGCCGAGGUAUAUCACAAGUGCCACGAAGAAACCGCGUAUGCCUCCGGUUAGCGCGUCUCAGAAGUUAUCGGGAGCUCAUAGAAGCCAACAUUCACACUCCGACACAAUUUACCUUCUCUCUUCGCCUCCACCCCACACGGUGUGCGGAGAUAAGCACGUCACGACAAUUCGCCGCUCGAGGUAUCUCCCGCAAGAACCCCUCGGUGGGCCGGCCACGCUUCAGCAAGACGGGACGACGCUACGCUGUGGUUACAACGUCGAGAACCCGGAGGCGAAUAAGGCGUCUCCGAAACCAGUAGCUGGAAGAGUGUCGGGGCUCCAAUGAAACCUCCUCUCAGAACGCAGUUCACCAUCAUAGCCCGGACGGACGAUGCUCAUGGAGGUUACGCGGAACCAUAUGGGCCCCGCCACGGCCGUCGGUGCAAUCUUCCGACCGCAGAGGCAGCGACGGCAGCAAAAUAAACAAACGCCCGACGCGAAGCCCGCAAGGCUGGCUGUAGCAGUGGCGGCGUGGCACCGUAAAAAAGGCAACCGCAAACCGCCAACGCCGCACCGCUCCGGGGUCGCACGUGGACCGGAGCUGCAACCACCGCAGUCCUGGUGGCUACAACCGCUUCACAGGGCUCAGUCGCAGGUCACACCACGACGAUGGCUGCAGUGACCGCCACAGCGGUAGACUUUCUUCUAGCCUUCGUUGUUCUUGGGUUCUCAAUCGUUGGGGCGCACAUAGAAGCCGCCGGUGAGCCGUGGACUGCAUCUAUAACGCCGGAGCUGCUUCUCGCCGAUCGCGUCAGGCUUGGACUCGACGGACCUAACUGUACGGACCGGUGCAGUGCGACGGACAAGCCGAGAAUGUGCAAGUGUCGCUCUCCCGAGCAGUGCUCGCAGUCGGGCGACUGCUGCGCCGACCGUUUCAUCGGGGAGGUUCCCAGGCCGAGGAUCGCCUGCGUUCCCGCAGUUUCCGACCGGGAACUGACGGCCGUCGUCCGCUGUCCCGAAGCGUGGACACCGGCUGAUGCGAGGGACAACGACACGCGAGCGCGGUGCGAGAGUGCGAACCCGCGCCACUUCAACCUCACGUACCUGGACGAUCUGCCGGUGCUGAGCCGCCUCACCGGGACACUGUACAGGAACGUGUACUGCGCCUCCUGCAACGGCGACACCAGAGACCUGCGCAGCUGGACUCUCGUCGUGCACUGCACCCCCAAAGAGCUGUCUGAGGCUCUCCAAAAUGGCACCGCCAUCGUAACGGGAUAUCACUGGAGAACGCGCAAGAUGACCGUUCAGUGGGAAGGUGCCACCGUAAAAAGCCCAAGCUGCACGGUGGCGAUCAAGGAAUUGGUCGACAAAACGGACGAAUACGUCAUCCGCGAACUGAAAGUUACUCCAUGCACCCAGGUUCCUCUGGUCAAGACUUGCCCCAGUAGCUACAACAUUGCGGAGGUAAUUCAAAAGUGCCGCAGCUACACGAGUGUGCUAGAGGACCGCGUUAACUUGCGCAUGUACAAAAAUCUCCACUGCGCCAUCUGCAACAAACGCAAUCCAAACAACCUGAGCUGUAGCUUCAAGGCCCUGCUGGGACCAGCAGUCCGGGAUUACUCGGGCGCCUCCUAUGCCGUCGUCAUGGACUUCAGCAACUGGCAGGCGUCAGUCUUGUCGGCGGCGCCUUCGAAGAACGUCUGUGGCCGCGACGAGAUUCACGAACCGGUGUCGAACCGCUGCGUGCGAUCCGCCUGCCCUACGGACGUCUGCGUUCGCCGCGACGAUUGCCAGUGGACUCGCCUACGACGCGACCAAGUCGUUGUGCGUGACAACUCGACCCUCCUUCCGAACUCCGGCUCUGAAGAGGAGCUGAGGCCGGACCGCUGGCACAUGGACGGGCCGGACUCCGUGAUGGCCUGCAUUUCUCUCGAACAGGGGGACCGCAACGCGGCUCUCAGGCCAGAGGGCUUCGAGAACGUUCUGUCCACCGCCUUGCUUUUAUUCUCGGUGUUGUGUCUCGUGCUUCACGUGGUAGCGUACGUACUGGUCCCAAAGCUUCGAACCGGUCCUUCUCGGCUGGUGCUGUGCCUGGCGAUCUCCGUACUCUUGGCGCAAGGUAGUUUCGUGGCCGGCGGACUAUUCUUCGAGUCCGGCUCGGUGUUGUGCCAUGCGUUCGCCGUUGUGUCCCAUGGCACUCACCUCGCCGCUUUCUUUUGGAUGAACGUCAUGGCAAUGGACGUGCAACGAACGUUUCGCAGAGGCGUGAGCGGUAGUUCCCGCGCUGCCAGCCGUUUCUGGUCGUACUCGGUGUACGCGUGGCUCGCGCCGGCGCUGCUCGUGGCGGCGGCGUCGACGCUGCAGUAUCUCAAGCCGGACUCCGGGUGGAGCCCUUCGUACGGCCUGCCCUACUGCUGGAUAAAUCGGCCGCUCAGCCUGAUCGCCUUUUUCGGGGCACCCGUGCUCGUGUUGCUGCUCGCCAACACCGUAUUCUUCCUCCUGACAGCACGUAGCAUUCACCUCACCACUAAACAGACCAAGGUGGCCAGAAGGUCAGCGUCCACUGCAGGAGCCAGCGGGGAGCGAGGUCGCCUGGCACUCUACGCAAAGCUGGCAGUGGUGUUCGGACUGACGUGGGUGUUUGGUUUUGCGGCUGCUUUGACCGGAGUGCAGGCACUCUGGUACCCGUUCAUCGUGCUGUGCAGUCUACAGGGAGCAUUCAUAUUCCUCGCGUUCACCUUCAAGAGGAGCGUCCUGCGGAUGGUACGCGAACGGCUGUGUGGCAGCGAGUUUGAUCGCCGGCGUCGUCCCCGAAGCACUUCGACCACGCUCACGGCACUGCACUCUACAUUAUCCGCUUCGUCAUCGGCACUCGCAUCAGUCGCCACCGGAAGAGCGAUGCCGGCGCAGACAGCGAGUCCCAAGGGCGUUCAGAAGCCGCUGCUGCGCCGCACGUAGGUCGUGGGUACUUCUAACGCAGAGUCGCGCAUUGUCCAUCUCCACAAAGUAUCUGUGCACAUGCGUGAACGUACGUGGCACACAGGAUACUUGGGUUGCGGAAAUUAUAGGUGGAGGUGAAUGAGAUGCUUGGAGAAGGUGACUGGCCCAACAUCGUCAGCAUGCCGGAACACCAUCCUCGGCAUGCCGCUGGACAUCCAUCAUCGACGCUGUGGCACUAGGCCGAGCCUUCACCGCAGACUAGUGCACGUUUUCAAAACGAUGGAAUCUUGACAAGAAAAAGUCCAUCGAUUCGUCGUAUUGUGCGCUGCUAGUACAUGGCUUCCGGGAUUGCGCGUUAUCAGAUCACUGUACCCAAACCCCCUGGCCACCGCAAUGAAGCGGUCAACACUCCUGCUGCCUUCUGUCCGGUUAUGAUACAAUGCUUGUUUUGGCAUGCUUCGAUAAUCGCUUUGAUUGAGUAUUACCUACAUAUGCAUAAGUUUGAGAAGGGUAACACAGCAGAUGGCGCUACAGGGCCAUUUCGUUGAUAUGGUCGAAAACGUCACCGUUAUCGUGACUGUAACUGAACUGUCUCUUGCGUCCUAUCUAUGUAACAUGCGCAAGGCCAUCGAAAAGGAGAAAAAAAAUAGAAGGGAACGUUAGUGAACGGACUGUAUGUGUUCUACGCUUUUGUGCUUGUGUAUGUACACAUCAUAAAAAAAUACCGAUAUCCAAAGCUUUGGAGCAGUAACACAGAAAACUUGACCUGUUCUUUCAACGUCGAAUAGAUAAAGAUGGUUUCAGACGUUCGCAACGACUAGGCAUCCGAAGAGUAUAAGAUAACGCCAUACGUUGGCGACACUGCUUGCACUUUUUAAGGCCUUUUUCGGUAUGUGGCAUUUUCAAAAUAGGUUUAAUGAGACAGUAGUAUUUUCAAGCUGGAAGCAGGAUAACCUACCAUGGUCGCUGACUAGAUACGCACGGCAACACGUUGAAGUGGCCCUUUGCAAGUUCACUAAGAAAAAAAAGUAACUUACCGUCACCUACACGUCCUCGAAAGCAACAAGCUGCUUAAUACCUAUGAUUUCAGCGAAGACUCGUCAGCUUCAAACAUCGCGUGCUUAUUGAGGCAGGCAUUAGGGGUUUCUUGUUGUUGUUAUUGUUGUUGAAUAAACAAAACUAAAUAAAUAGUUAUUUUUG
Messenger RNA from Rhipicephalus microplus (southern cattle tick), 4280 nucleotides. RefSeq lists its product as uncharacterized. The record is from RefSeq and is a predicted model, not a curated record. Lineage: Eukaryota; Metazoa; Arthropoda; Arachnida; Ixodida; Ixodidae. Gene Ontology annotation, cellular component: membrane. Gene Ontology annotation, molecular function: G protein-coupled receptor activity. Gene Ontology annotation, biological process: G protein-coupled receptor signaling pathway; cell surface receptor signaling pathway.